CGCGUCGGUGGGCUCUAGAGGAGGCUCAUGUUGUCUCUCCGCAGGAAUGACGAGCCUCGAUCCACUCUUCGUCGACAGGCACGCGCGGACAGUGAGACUGAAAAUAUUCAUUUGAUGGAAAUAAAGAGGAUACGAUCGAUCAAUUCCGAACAAACACAGGAGGACGUCGCCAAACUGGACAUUGUCGAGACAAAAGAAGAUUUCUGAAGGACCUGUCCUCUUACACUCCAAAGCUGACGUCUCCUGUAUGAGUGUAUCUACAUAUCCAGUGGCAAAUAAUUUUCUAGAUGUGUGUCGUGUUUGUCAACAAACUGCGUGUAAUAAUGGCAAUCUGAUUAUGCUUCGAAGAAAAUGACUGAUGCUUUGAUCGAAAAAAACGCUUAAAAUGUGACCGUUCCAGUGAGCCUCGAUCCCUCCACUUUUUGUCGGAUUUGAGGAGGCGUCCACUGGGAAUCAGGGCAGUGUAUGUGUCUCGUUUUGGAGAGAGGAGGGAGUGUGCGCGCUGGAGCUGUCCUUUCAGAACCACACACACACAUCUGCCACCAGCGGUGCACCACAAGCCAUCAGCCUCGCACCUUCUCCGGACUUCAUGGUGCGGAGCCCAAAUUCAUGACAACCUCUGCAUUCAUUUAACGUCUUUAUUUUGUCAUUUUCUCUUGGCAUCUGGAGGCAAUCCCUUAUUCACCUGACAAGAACCUCAAGCGCUCAUGAAGCGAUUUCCUGCAGUUGAGCUGCCUUUGCGCACCUGUUUUUCUCCGUACAUUCUGUUCACUCUCUUUUUUCCGUUGCCUGACAAUUGUGCACAUGCAUCCUCCGGGACUUUCAGCGUUGUAAUGCCUGGCCCGGGCUCGAGACAUGCCUAAGCGACGAGAUGGGCCAGGGCGACGAGAAAGACCGUGUUGUGAUUAACGUGGGAGGGAUUCGACACCAGACCUACCGCAGCACCUUGCGCACUCUCCCCGGCACGCGUUUAGCCUGGCUUGCUGAGCCCGAUGCCCACAGUCACUUCGACUAUGACGCCCAGAUCGACGAGUUUUUCUUUGAUCGCCACCCUGGAGUUUUUGCACAUAUUCUCAAUUAUUAUAGGACUGGCAAGUUGCAUUGCCCCGCUGAUGUUUGUGGCCCUCUUUAUGAGGAAGAACUGGCCUUCUGGGGCAUCGAUGAGACAGAUGUGGAGCCCUGCUGCUGGAUGACGUACCGGCAGCACCGGGAGGCCGAGGAGGCACUGGACAGUUUCGGUGGAGGGCCAGCUGAAAUGGGCAACGAUGAGAUGGACACAGAAGGUUUAGGUGAUCCAGGGGAUGGAGACGAGGAACUUGAGAUGACUAAACGCCUUGCCCUCGGCGACUUACCUGACGCAAAAAGUGUAGGGUUGUGGCAACGUUGGCAGCGUCGUGUUUGGGCGCUCUUUGAAGAUCCAUAUUCCUCUAAAUAUGCAAGGUGGGUGGCAUUUGCCUCGCUGUUCUUCAUACUGGUUUCCAUAACCACAUUCUGCCUGGAGACACACGAGGCAUUCAACCCCAUCAUUAACCGCACAUAUAUUAACCCUGUAGACAACAGCUCCAGGUUCCACUUGGAGACAGAGACGGUGGUCUACCUAACCUACAUCGAGGGAGUGUGUGUGGUGUGGUUCACCUUUGAGUUCCUCAUGCGUGUUACCUUCUGUCCAGACAAAAAGAAAUUCAUCAAAAACACCCUAAACAUCAUAGACUUUGUGGCCAUCCUGCCGUUUUACCUGGAGGUGGGCCUGAGUGGACUGUCUUCUUCUGAAGCGAAGGACGUUCUGGGUUUCCUCAGAGUGGUGCGAUUUGUUCGGAUCCUCCGAAUCUUCAAGCUGACGCGACACUUUGUGGGCCUGCGUGUACUGGGACACACUCUCCGCGCCAGCACCAAUGAGUUCCUCCUGCUCAUUAUCUUUCUUGCGCUCGGAGUGCUCAUCUUCGCCACCAUGAUCUACUACGCCGAGCGAAUUGGUGCCAAUCCCAAUGACCCACGUGCCAGCGAACACACCCAUUUCAAAAACAUCCCCAUUGGCUUCUGGUGGGCUGUUGUGACUAUGACCACACUGGGCUAUGGAGACAUGUAUCCUCAGACUUGGUCAGGCAUGUUGGUGGGCGCACUGUGUGCUCUGGCGGGUGUGUUAACCAUCGCCAUGCCUGUGCCUGUCAUCGUCAAUAACUUUGGGAUGUACUACUCUCUAGCCAUGGCUAAGCAGAAGCUACCAAAGAAAAAGAACAAGCAUAUUCCUCGUGCGCCUCAGCUGGGCUCACCGAAUUACUGUAAGUCUGCCAUGAACUCGCCCCACCACAGCCCACAAAGUGACCACUGCGCUCUUGCUGCCCAAGAGGAGAUUUUAGAAAUGAACAGAGCAGAUCCCAAAGUGAAUGGUGAGGCAGCUAAAGCAGCGCUGGCCAAUGAAGAUUGUCCCCACAUAGACCAAGUCAUUUCCCCUGAGGACGGCCAGAUCUUUAACUCAAGCGAGCCACGAGGAGACACUCCGUGUUUUCUGCUAAACGUCGGCAGACGAUCCACAAACACGGGCACCCGAGUGAGAAAGGAGGCUUCUCGGCAGGGCCGGCACAAACCGCCUGCAGACUCUGUGUGUGUCAUGAAUCGUGGUGUUCCAACCACUGUGUGCAUGGCCCAGAACACCCCUCCCACUUCUUGAUAGCGCUCUAUAAGUCUGUUUGUUGUACACGAAUGGGUGGAAGACCCCUUUCUACACAUUUAAAUGUAUUUCAACAGGACUUAUUUUGUGGUCUGUGGCGGAUAGUACUGUUAACUUGUAGUGGUGGUGUGUAAUAUGUGUAUUUGAGUGCAUGCGUGUUAAAUAUGUGUGUGUUUUUGUACGUGUGUCUGUACUGUAAAUAUGCUUUUUGUGUUGCCCACGCUUGCGACUGAAUAUUUAGAGUAUCUAGUGUAAUCUUUACAGGGUUAUAAGGUCAAACCUAUCCAAUAACUUGUGGUGAAUCACAACUAAUAUUCACAAAGCUGCCUUUAAAUUAGAUUGAGCUCAAACUAAUGAUGUUGUUCUCUGUUGUGCUGCUGCUGUAAGUCAUCAGUUGCCUUUGUUUGCUCUUUGCACUUUUACAGUAAACUUUUACAUUCCGGGGCUCAACAAUAAGAACUCUUUGAAAAUAUAUGAAUUCAUUUCCUUACAUCAAAAUUUACAACAAAUACAUUAUUAGGUUUUUAAAUGUUUUAUAAAAGGGGUUGAAAUUCUAUCAUUGUUUAUGCCACCUUAUGUUGUUCCAAAUUGAUGGCGCAAUUUCAUCCUAUGGAACAUGAUAGAAGAUAGAAUGUUCAUUUCUCAUUGACUCAUACUGUAUUUUUGUCCAUACAGUGGUUGUCAAUGGGAAAUGGGUUUCUAAUAUUCUUCAUAAUAUGUUCUGCUGAAGAAAGAAAUGCAUACAGGUUUUGAGCAACAUCGAGGGUAAAUUGUAACAGAAUUUUAAUUUUUGUGUGGACCAAUUUUUAAAGAAAUUUCAGUUUGUUAGUAAGACAAAUAACCUUGAUCUUGGUGGCCUUUUCCAACAGAUUUUGCAAACCUUUUCUAUGUAUUUCUGUAUAUAGGGAUCAAUAAACACUGACAAUAUAGCUUUGGUCUGACUGAUCAUCUGACAACUGAGGCAAACCCCUGAGCCCUUAUUGUUGAGCCCUGUAUUUGCUUGGUUUAUAAAUGUUAGUGGACAAAUUGUAUGUAUUUAUAAUGUUCUUAAUUCCAUUCUAACUCUUUCUUUCCUUGAACCCAGCAAGGACAUCAGUAUACUCCAGUGAAAGCAAGUGGUUAUUUAAAUGGAGUGAGAUUUUAACCAGAAAGUGUCAAAACACAUUGAUGUGUUCUUUUAAAAUCAUUUAAAAACUGACAUCAGAAUAUCUAUAUCCAGUUAGUUUGGAGUUAACUCACUGCCAAUGAGUAAGACAUGUUUUUACUGAGUUUUUCAAAUCUACAGUUGAAGAAACCAGAUUAAGAAGUAGCAAUACUUACUAAGAAUCUUUGUUGCAAAUGUUGUAUUGAAUGAGACUUUAAUUCUCUCAAAUGGAUUUCAAAAUAGAUAACAUUUUGUUAUCACUAAACUAAACUAAAACAGUACAUUUAAUACAAUCUUAAAUUUUCACAAGUAAAAACCAUCUGCCUUUUAAUUAUUAUUUUUUUACAUUAUAGCAUAAGGCUACACUUUUUUAGAUUGAGUGGUUCACUUUAAACCGAAGAGAAGCUCACAGAUAAAUGUAUUUUUAUUUUAAAGGGGUCAUGAACUUAGAAACCAAAUUUCCAUUCCUCUUUGCACAAAUAAGAGAUCAUUGUAGUAUAAAAACAUCUUGUACCUUUCAAAACUCAAAACUCUCGUUAGUCUAAAAACAGCUUAUAUUGAAGGCAGUCUGCCAAAACGACAGCUUGUGGAAUGUACAACUCUAUGAUGCAAUAGUGUGGAUAAGCACUGCCUCCGCAGAAGAAGAUCAACGCCUGCUUCUACAGCGCUGCCUAUUUUGUCCUGCCCACCGUUUCAUGCACAUGUAGUGUUAAUGAGAGAGGUGAAUGCGCAGAUCUAUGCAGAAACCAAACAAUAAAGAUGCUCCAAAAACAAGAGGCUGUGCAGUGCAAAGUUGUGGAAAAAAACUUUGCAUUGCUUUUAUUCUGAUCCAAACAUUUGGAAAGAGUGGAUGAACUUUAUU
Molecule: messenger RNA, 4674 nt
Organism: Carassius auratus (goldfish)
Lineage: Eukaryota; Metazoa; Chordata; Actinopteri; Cypriniformes; Cyprinidae
Product: potassium voltage-gated channel subfamily C member 1-like
Exons: 4
Coding region: 872-2668 (598 amino acids)
Biological process (GO): action potential; potassium ion transmembrane transport; protein homooligomerization
Cellular component (GO): postsynaptic membrane; presynaptic membrane; axon terminus
Molecular function (GO): protein binding; delayed rectifier potassium channel activity
Source: RefSeq, a predicted model, not a curated record